ACCACCUCUUCCGACCUGUCUCUUUCUUCUCUCGAACCAAAUCGAUCGUCCCGGAAACCGCACCUCCGCAACCCCACCCAGAUGCAUAAUCGUCUCUUGGCCAUGGAGAAAAGCUGUGAAAUCGAGCUGCAGAGAAGAUUCAGGACCGAAAAUUAGGGCUUCGAUUCCGCUCGCGAUCGCCAUUGGUCGGCGGCUGAAUCAGCGCGAUCAAUCCUUCCAACAAUUUGGAAACUCGAGGAAAAGGGGGAUAAUGGGGAGGGAGGAGGACGGAGACCCGAAUCGGGAAAAUCCAGGGCCUCCGAACCGGACCCAUCAUCAUCAGGGGAAAAGGGAGGAGGAGGAGGAGAUGAAGCUCUGGGGCGUUCUUGCCUUCGGCCUAAUUGGCGCCACAGCUACCACUUUGGCGCAGGUUUCGCGUCUUCGGCAAACCGUAAAUUGGGUCUACGCUCAGUUAACCAGGUCGCAUGAAUCGGCAAAAUCUUUCAGAACGGCUUUUCAAGAGGAAGCUUGGAAGAGGUACAAUCGACGAAUGCAGGAAGCAUAUGAAGAAGAAAUGGAGAGAGUGGAGCGCAUAAGGCGUAUGCAGAGUGUGUUUAAUAGAGAAAGGAGUAAAUAUAAUAGGGGUUAUGAGAGCUGGAAGGAAAAUGAUGGUGGUGCAUAUACUCAGCAAUUCCAGCGGGAUGAUUGGUAUUGGAAGGCAGAUACAUCGUCCAGAUAUCGAAGUACUAAUUUCAGGAGAGCUCCGAGGGAGAAUGCAAGCUACCCAUUGUCACAUCAUUACUCAGUUUUGGGCCUUGAUAGGUCAAGGAAGACGCCAUACACGGAUGCUGAGAUCAAGACGGCAUUUAGGGCCAAAGCAUUGGAGUUUCAUCCGGAUCAGAACCAGGAUAACAAAGUGGCUGCUGAGGCGAAGUUCAAAGAAGUAAUGGUGUCUUACGAGGCCAUCAAAAGAGAACGGGAAAAUAAUUAGACCUAGCACAUUGGCUUAAUUCUAUAUAUGAUAUUCCAAGGAAUGACAUCAAGGAUGCAAUAGCAGAUGACGGAACGGUGCCGAUGCGCUACGUUUAAUUCCCAGGUCACUAACUGGGAAGAAGAUACUGCACCGGAUUACAAAUUUUGCAGAGUUAGUGGGCAUUUCUUGGACUUGUGUCCUGAUACCAGGGUGUCGGGGCAGAAUAAAAAUCUAUUGUGUAAAACCACGUGAGACGUGGUUAGGGAAUGUCUUUGUAGUGCAUGAUUGUUCGAUUGCACGGCACGGCACUCUUUAAUUGCCAAGAUGUCACUGAAAGUAAAGUCACUCAUUUGAGCU
Messenger RNA from Syzygium oleosum, 1309 nucleotides. RefSeq names its product dnaJ homolog subfamily C member 7 homolog. The transcript is spliced from 7 exons. Bases 251 to 970 code for a protein of 239 amino acids. The record is from RefSeq and is a predicted model, not a curated record. Lineage: Eukaryota; Viridiplantae; Streptophyta; Magnoliopsida; Myrtales; Myrtaceae.